Molecule: messenger RNA, 2641 nt
Organism: Sphaeramia orbicularis (orbiculate cardinalfish)
Lineage: Eukaryota; Metazoa; Chordata; Actinopteri; Kurtiformes; Apogonidae
Exons: 12
Coding region: 33-1841 (602 amino acids)
Biological process (GO): interleukin-15-mediated signaling pathway; T cell activation; positive regulation of ERK1 and ERK2 cascade
Cellular component (GO): external side of plasma membrane; membrane raft
Molecular function (GO): protein tyrosine kinase binding; MHC class II protein binding
Source: RefSeq, a predicted model, not a curated record
GUAAAAGCAGAAGAGAUAAACAAAGAAGCACGAUGGCUGGAUUCAGAUGCAUUCAAGUGUUUUUAUUUGUGAUUCUUCUGCUGGAGUUUACAGUAACAAAUGGAGAAGCGUUGUUCAUUUAUGGUAGAGGUGGAGAUGGAGUCACUUUGCCUUGUACCAAUGUGAGAGAUGGUCAGAAUCAAUGUAAUGGGACGAGCUGGACCUUCAAUAAAGGGAGAACCAGAGCAGCAACAGAGCUGAUUCAACUUGGGAAGAUCAGUGAAGAUGCCCAGGAUAAAUCCAACAGACUGAAUAUCACAGAAGACUGUUCUCUGGUUUUUAACAAGGUCAAAGAUGAGGAUGCAGGUCUUUACCUCUGUCGACAGUACGAUGAGUCAGGACAUGAACGUGGUCGGAGCUCUUAUGUUGAACUGUCAGUUGUUUCCUUGACUGAACGUCAGGACGGUGAUGAUGUGACGUUUAUCUGCUCUGUGUCAACACAUGGACAGUGUUUUAGUCCUGUGACCUGGAUGUUUAAUGGUGUUGAAGUAGAAAAAGGUCACCCAGAUAUGACAAUAUCAACGUCUUCCUGCACUGCAAGUGUUACUUUUAACAGAAGAAAAUACUUCUACACAAAGAAAGCUCAGGUGUUUAAAUGUGCAGUGCGUCUCGGGAAUAAAACCGAGGAGUUUUCCUUCAGACGUUCAUCAUCUGAAGAGCAACCAGAUGACAAUGGGAAAAAUAACAAAAACACCACAGUAACUUCAACUCCCACAGCACCUGAAAUGAACACAUCAGGAAACUCAGCAGCAGCAAAUGGAGACAUGUUGUACAUUUAUGGUAGAGAUGGAGAUGGAGUCACUUUGCCUUGUACCAGUGUGAGAGAUGAUCAGAAUCAAUGUGAUGGAACGACCUGGACCAUCAAUGAAAAGAGAACCAAAGGAGGAAUAGAGCUGAUUCAACUUGGGAAGAUCACUGAAAAUGACCAGGAUAAAUCCGACAGACUGAAUAUCACAGAAGACUGUUCUCUGGUUUUUAACAAGGUCAAAGAUGAGGAUGUAGGUUUUUACUCCUGUCGACAGUACGAUCGUUCAGGACAGGAACGUGGUCGGAGCUCCUCAGUUGUUCUGUCAGUUGUUUCCUUGACUGAACGUCAGGACGGUGAUGAUGUGACAUUAAACUGCUCUGUGUCGAGACGUGAACAGUGUAUUAGUCGAGUGACCUGGAUGUAUAAUGACGGUGAAGUGGGAAAAGAUCACCCAGAUUUAACAAUAUCAAAGCCUUCCUGCAGUGCAAUGGUUACUUUUAACAGAAGAAAAUACUUCUGCUCAUCAAAAGUUCAGCUGUUUAAAUGUAGAGUGCAUCACAAUAAAGAAAAAACGGACUUUCCAUUCAGAUGUUCAUCAUCUGAGGAGCAACCAGAUGACAAUGGGAAUAAUAACAAAAACACCAGAGUAACUCCAAUGCCCACAGCACCUGAAAUGAACACAUCAGGAAACUCAGACCAGUGGUGGAUCAUCCCCAUGGUUGUGGUUUUCGUAGUUAUCAUCGUCACUGUGGUGGUUUUCAUCAUAUGGAAGAAACAUAAAGGGAAGGAAAGACAGACAAAUGGCGAUGUUGCGCUGACUUCAAGCCCUGACAUGAUGCAGUCAGCGCCAGAAACCAGUCACGAUCUGGCUGAUCCUGAAGAUGCUGUUCCCUACGCCUCCAUCAGCUACACCAAGAAAGCCAACAGUGAAGCCCGGGUUCUAAGUAAAGAUGACGAUGAUACAGUGACAUACAGUGCCGUGAAAGCUUCCUCUUCUUCUGCUGCAGCCUACACUGACCCCAGCAACCUCUAUGCAACUGUAGGCAAAGACUGAUAGAAAGUUUACUGUGUAGAUGUAACACAGGCUUUGCCAGUAAAUUGCUACAAUUAUUUAUUUUAUUUUAUAGCAUAUGUAUUUUUUUAUUAAUUGUUUAAUUUGACAUUUGUAACAUUUUCAUUAUAUGCUUCUAAUUAUGUUCACAAGCUGAAAAUGCACAGUCCCCUUUAAGUUUUAGUUUGUAGCCUUGGUUUCUUGUGUUUAGAGAUGCUUUUCUGCACACCUCAGCUGUAAACAGUGCUUGAGUCACUGGUAUCUUUCUAUCAGCUCGAACAAGUGGCCAUUCUAUGAUCUCUGGGAUUAGCAAGGCAUUUUCACCCAGAGAGCUGCCUCUCAGUGGAUAUUUAGCAGCAACCAUGCCCUGUUCAAAAUAGGUUUAAUCAUGCUUUUUUCCUAUUCUGAUCCUUGCAUUACAAUUCAGCAGACUAUUUUGAUCAUGUCUAAAUGUCCAAAUGCAUUGUUUUUCUGCCAUGUGAUUAGUUUAAAAAGAUUUGUGGUGUACCUAAUAUAGUGGCCAUUGAGUGUACAUUACAAAUUUUUAUUUAUAUAUGGGUGAUUAUGGUUCUGUUCACUGUCUCUUACAUCUGGACUGACUAAUGUCUAUGAGCAGAUACUGUGCUAUUAUUAUGGAUUUCAUGUAUAUAGUGUUUAUGUUGUGAGCUGCCUGUACUUUCUUUUAUGUUAUGAAUUAUUUCCAUAGUUUUAUAUUUUGUUUUGUUUUGUUUUGUAGUUUUGUAAAGCCCUUUGUUACCUUAUUUUGAAAGUUUCACACAAAUAAAUUGUUAUUUGCUUACUUA